AAAUCAUUGUAUCUUCACGAAACUGUGCUUACUUUGCGUUAACGUCUCCAGUCGGCAAGUGCUGCUCUAAAGUUUGCUUUAAAGUUAAGGUGUAACUCAAAAGAAGUGAUUUAGCAUAUUUUGUUACAGAGGAAAGUAGCAGAGUAAAGUAGCAGCGUAAAGUGAAGAAAGAAUAAAAGUGUUUUGAAAGGACUCUUUGAGGAGCAGAAAAAACAAAAACGGAAAAAUUUUAUAAAAGUUUACGAUCAGGUGUGUUUCUUUGGUGUGUUGUGCAGUUCGUGAAAAAAAUCGAGCUAAAAAAUGCUUUCAACGGGGUGGUUUGGAAAGACCUUGCUGCUGGCCACGUUUCUCGGACUGGACGUAAUCCACUGCCAGCAGAGAAGCACCGGCAACGACCAGGUUCACCUCUUCCGACCGGCAUCAUCCGAGGCAGACUCGACCGCACAGACGCAUGGCGUGGCCGUAGAACCAAGCGUCCGCUCCGAGGGGGGACGAGCGUUGAGGAGCAGCUUUUAUCCUGGCGCACAGAGUGAACGAAUUUUCGACCUGGGCAUGUUUGGCAAACCGUACUACGGUGGAAAUAGGGGCUACUACCCUCAGGGAGGUGGCGCCGGAUAUUAUCCCCAGGGCGGGUACUACCCGCAAGGUGGCGUUGGCGCCGGGGGAUAUUACCCUAGUACCGGUGGCUACCCAGGAUCAUCGGGCUAUUAUCCGGGCACGAACUCACUCGGAGGAUAUCCGGGCUACGGAGGGGGUGGCUACGGCGGCAGUUACGGGGGCGGUUACGGUGGCUACGGAGGAUUCGGAGGUAACGGAGGGCUGCAGUCCUACCUGGGGUACAGUGGUGGCAAUUACUACGGUAAUCGCAACGUAGGCUACGGCUACUACUCCGGCACGAACCCGGCCGGAUUUACGAGCACCAGCCUGGUUAGCGGAUAUCGGGGUUACAAUUGAGCGCCACCUACCUUCCAGCUUGAAUCAAGUGCUUAUACGUGUGCUUUUGCACUGUGAUUGUAUAUGUGAACGUGCCCUUGUGUGUUUGUGUAUGUGUAGCGUCGUAAUCGUGAAACGUAAUUGUGAUAAAUAACUUAUGAAACACCGUCCUGGCAAACAAACCAAAGCAGCUUCCAGUGUAUCGUCAGACUUGCGGAAUCGCGUAAUUUAUUUCAUUUGGCUAAAUCCUAACUUAAUAAAUCGAAGAAAAAGAAA
Messenger RNA from Culex pipiens pallens (northern house mosquito), 1209 nucleotides. RefSeq lists its product as uncharacterized. Bases 301 to 954 code for a protein of 217 amino acids. The transcript is spliced from 5 exons. Lineage: Eukaryota; Metazoa; Arthropoda; Insecta; Diptera; Culicidae. The record is from RefSeq and is a predicted model, not a curated record.